Molecule: messenger RNA, 2824 nt
Organism: Perognathus longimembris pacificus (Pacific pocket mouse)
Lineage: Eukaryota; Metazoa; Chordata; Mammalia; Rodentia; Heteromyidae
Gene: Ltk
Product: leukocyte receptor tyrosine kinase
Exons: 20
Coding region: 1-2613 (870 amino acids)
Biological process (GO): positive regulation of kinase activity; protein phosphorylation; regulation of cell population proliferation
Cellular component (GO): signaling receptor complex; membrane
Molecular function (GO): transmembrane receptor protein tyrosine kinase activity; ATP binding
Source: RefSeq, a predicted model, not a curated record
AUGAGCCGCUGGGCCCCGCUGCUGCUCUGGCUCCGAGCUGCGGACGCCGUCCUCGGCUCCGGCUCGGGCUCGCGGGCGCCUUUCCUGCACGGUCCCCCCAGUUCCCCACACCCGAAAGCCACGGCCGCGCCUCCCGCAGACCCUCUCGGCACCGAGGGGCCCUGGCUGUUCACCUCGUGCGGGGCCAGCGGCCGGCGGGGGCCCACGCAGAGGCAGUGCGACGGGGCGUACGCGGGCAGCGGCGUGGCGGUGACCGUGGAGGCCGCGGGGCCCCUGCGGGGCGUGCAGCGCUGGCGGGCGCCCGGCCCGGGACACUACCUGAUCUCCGCCUACGGAGCGGCGGGCGGCCGGGGCGCGCGGAACCCCCUGUCGCAGGCGCACGGCGUCUUCCUGUCGGCCGUGUUCGCCCUGGGGCGCGGGGAGCCGCUCUACAUCCUCGUGGGGCAGCAGGGGGAGGACGCCUGUCCCGGGGGCAGCCCCGCGAGCCGGCUGGUCUGCCUCGGGGAGUCGCCCGUGGCGGCGGAGGGCACCGGGAGCGCCCCGGGGCGGCGUGGCGGGGCCGGCGGCGGCGGGGGCGCCACCUUCGUCUUCCGGCUGCGCGCCGGGGAGCCGGAGCCGCUGCUGGUGGCGGCGGGGGGCGGCGGCCGGGCCUACGCGAGGCGGCGGGGCGGAGGCCGGGCCCCGGCGGCCCCGGAGAAGCUGGAGAACCGCUGGGCGGCGCCCGGGAGCGGCGGGCGAGGCGGGGCGGCAGGUGGAGGGGGCGGCUGGGCGUCCCGGGCCCCCUCGCCCCAGGCCGGCCGCUCCCUGCGGGAGGGCGCGGAGGGCGGCCAGGGCUGCGCGGAGGCCUGGGCCGCCCUGGGCUGGGCGGCGGCCGGCGGCUUCGGCGGCGGCGGCGGGGCCUGCACGGCGGGCGGCGGCGGCGGCGGCUACCGCGGAGGAGAUGCCUCAGAGACUGACCUCCUCUGGGCUGAUGGAGAGGAUGGGGUUUCCUUCAUACACCCCAGCAGCGAGCUCUACCUGCAGCCGCUGGCAGUCACAGAGAACCACGGGGAGGUGGAGAUCCGCAGGCACCCCAACUGCAGCCAUUGCCCUUUGAAGGACUGCUUGUGGCAGGCGGGGCUCCACGUGGCUGAAUGCAUCUGCCCAGAGGGCAUGGCACUCGCUGCCGACAACGUCACUUGCGUGGACCUCCCCAGCACAGCGAGCCCGCUGGUUCUGGCGGUGGCUGUGGUGGUCACGCUAACGCUGAGCCUGCUGACGGCAUGCGGGGUCCUGAUUCUGGUGAGCCAAAAGAAGUGGCAGGGCCUGUGGGGGACGAGACUGCCGGGCCCUGAACUUGAGCUGAGCAAGCUCCGAACCUCUGCCAUCAGGACAUCCCCCAACCCCUACUACUGCCAGGUGGGGCCGGGCCCGGGCCAGCCAUGGCCUCUGCCUCCCGGGCUCACCGAGGUGUCCCCAGCCGACGUCACCCUGGUCCGAGCCCUGGGCCACGGUGCCUUCGGGGAGGUGUACGAGGGACUGGUCACCGGCCUUCCUGGGGACUCCAGCCCCCUGCAGGUGGCCAUCAAGACCCUGCCAGAGCUCUGCUCUCGCCAGGACGAGCUGGACUUCCUCAUGGAAGCGCUUAUCAUCAGCAAGUUCAGUCACAAGAACAUCGUGCGCUGCGUGGGGCUGAGCUUCCGGGCGGCCCCUCGCCUCAUCCUGCUGGAACUCAUGUCUGGAGGGGACAUGAAGAGUUUCCUGCGGAGGAGCCGGCCGCGCCUGGGCCAGCCGUCACCCCUGGACGUGGAGAGCUUGCUGCGCUUGGCCCAGGACAUCGCCCGGGGCUGCCGCUACCUGGAGGAGAAUCACUUCAUCCACAGGGACAUCGCUGCCCGGAACUGCCUGCUGAGCUGCACAGGGCCCGGCCGCGUGGCCAAGAUCGGGGACUUUGGGAUGGCGAGAGACAUCUACCGGGCCAGCUAUUACCGCAAGGGGGGCCGGGCCUUGCUGCCCGUCAAGUGGAUGCCCCCGGAGGCCCUCCUGGAGGGGGUGUUCACCUCCAAGACAGACUCCUGGUCUUUCGGGGUUCUGCUCUGGGAGAUCUUCUCUCUGGGCUACAUGCCCUACCCUGGGCGCACCAACCAGGAGGUGCUGGACUUUGUGGUCGCAGGGAGCCGGAUGGACCCCCCGAGAAGCUGUCCAGGGCCUGUGUACCGCAUCAUGACCCAGUGCUGGCAGCAGCAGCCCGAGCUGCGCCCCGGCUUCGCCAGCAUCGUGGAGCGCCUUCAGUACUGCACUCAGGACCCCGACGUGCUGAAUUCCCCCCUACCCAUGGAACCCGCGCCCGUCGUGGAGGAGGAAGGGGCGUCCGCGCCGGGGAACGGGACUUCGGAGGUCCUCAGAGCCCCCCACUCCCAGGGCCCGAGUGCACAGAGCUUGCGGAGCUGGGGAGGAAACCUUCUUGGCACCUGGCUGUCCUCUGGCCUCAAGCCCCCCAAAUGCAGAGGCCUCCAACCCCAGAACCUUUGGAACCCCACAUAUGGCGCCUGGGCCCCCAGGGCGCCUGUGCCGGCUGACCCAGGCGCUGACCUUCACGGCAGCUCCGCCCUGCACCCCUUCCCAGGCCUCUAGGUGGCUUGCCGCUCCUGCCGCCCGUCCCCUGCGGUCUGGGCUGCGUGUCCGGGCCUGCCUCAGGGCUGUCCUGGCAGCAACAGACUUUCCAUCCUGGAAACCAACUCAGGCCUCCUGGGAAGGGCCUGGCCACUCCCAGCUUCUGGUUUGGGGGGCCAGAAGCCAUGGCCUGCCCACCCUGGGAGCCACCGGGGAGGUCUGGACUGCCUUC